AUGGAACCAGAGACGUCGAUUCAUACAGAAUUCUACUGGGAGAUGAGGCUGCACAAAGAGUUGGUUGAGUCAUUACAGGAGGCCGAAAGCAUCAUAAUCGAUCUUUGCAAACAGGAUAGCCGGUUUCGUUUCCUCGAAGAAUCUAUCAGCAUGUUUAAGUUCGAUGAGCUCGACCUAUUAUAUACGUUCGGCAAGUACCUAAGAGCCCGUGCCGCACAGAACAACCCUCCCGAGAGAUUAUCGAAGGAUCUAGAGGAAAUACGGUCAGGCCACCGACAUUCAGCACAUGCUCUCUUCCAAAUCGUCCGUUCAGCCAUUUACGAAAUUUUGAACGUGCUUCACAUUAAUAUCUCGAGGGACCAGGUUCCAGCUUCAUACGACAUACCUACCCACAUCAGACUUUUACGUUCUCUAGAGGAAAAGUGUAACAAGCCAUGUUAUCCGUGUGACAAGAAGUCGAAAAAAAUAGAGCGACAACCAUUUAUACCUCAGGACCAUGGGAUAGUGAGGAAGCCAGAAGACUGUGUUUUACAGUAUUUUCACUCUUCUCUGCGCACAACUGAUGGGAACAUAUUACCUGACCGGGUUCGUAUUCUCCAUAUUCUUCCUGGACCGGAAGGAAGCCCAAUUGAAUGCUCCUUGGAGGUGCGUGAUCUGAGUACUGAGGGGAUUGCUGAGGCCUUGUCAUAUGUUUGGGGCCGAAGCCAAGUUCCGAAAUUUAUCAACGUGGAUGGGUGCUCCUUCAAGGUGACCGAGAAUCUCUUCAAUAUCCUUUCUAGCCUACGGGACCGGCACAAUAAACGAGAGAUUUGGAUCGAUGCGAUAUGUAUAAACCAGUCGGAUUCAGACGAGAAAGUGCACCAAGUCCGCCUCAUGCGUGAUAUCUACUCUAAAGCGAAAAAAACUACUAUCUGGUUGUCCGGUCGAACAUUAGAGGAACAGUUAGCCCAAAACUCCCAACUAGGUAUUUCCAACAGCCCAGAUGAUGUCCUCGCUCCCCUCCCACGAAACUUCAUGGGAAACACUAUAGACCAAUAUGACCUUGUUGGAAUCCUUGAAGAAUUCCAUAGAUCGAUAUUAGUUUUGAGAUCAGCUAAUGAGGCUGGCAAGAAGGGCUGGGCGCUAAUAACCAUGUUUAUUCAUUGUAUAAAUGUAAUCAUGUCACAAGAAUGGUGGGAAAGGGUGUGGACUAUACAAGAGGCUGCUCUUCCUCCAGAGCAUCCAUGUAUUCUAUUCCAAGGUCAUACCUUUUCAUUCGGAGACUUAACAGCCGCAUUAACAACCCUCCACGCUUUGCCUGGCUUCGCGUUUGAUGGACCCUCAGAAUUCAUAGACAAAGCAGACGAUCUACCAUCUGAUACUAGGUUUCUCCUGUUAGCCUACCGACAGCAAAUGGCCUAUUGGAUAGGUCGCCGCCGAGAGCCAGUAUUACAGCAUCUCCGACCGGGCCAAGAAAAGACUUACGACUGGGAAAUUCCCACUGAUAGGUCACUUGAUGCCCUCCUUUGUGAAACAGACAGAUAUCGAGCAACAAAUCCUCGGGAUAAGAUUUUUGCGUUGGAAUCCUUGUUACCCAAUAGCCUAGGCCGGCUGAUCUAUGUGGACUACAACGAGUCUGUUGAAGACGUAUUUCGACGCGUGACGGCACGCUGCUACAACUCAUCUGUUGUAACACAGGUUAUGUCAACAAGAUUCAAACUCCUAAUUGAAUCAAAGCCGAGCUCCUCUGAUGUUCCGUCUUGGGUUCACGACUUUGAGUAUUCUGAUGCAACACUUCGACAAGACAGAGACGUACAGAAAGUGACACUUGGUGGAUAUCUUUCAGACAGAAGAAAUUGGCAGCCUGCAUGUAAAGAUUUAAACAAAGACAGCAAAGCUCCCACAACAACCAGUUGCUUUGCCACUCCGACGAUUCUAUUUUGUUCCGGAGUGGAGAUAGAUGUCAUUUGCAGGACGGGUAUAAUACCAGACUUCAGUGGCCCUGAUUGGACGGAUAAACUCAUUGAAUUCACGUUCGAUAUUUUGGAAGGACAUCCGAAUAAAAUACUCGGUAUGAUGGAGCACAUGAUAUAUUUACAAAAAGAACGCCCUGAACUAUUUGAGGAAGGUCAUAUGAUCCAAGAAGGAGGCCUUAGUCCCGACUUGAACCCUUCCGAUGAUUAUAAAGAUGUUUCUACACAGACUCAGCAGGACUAUAAGAACUACUAUAGUAACAUAUUGCCUGUACAAGUCUUUGACUUAUUCACCUUAAAACAUAGCGAUAGACCAGGGAGACUCCUUCGCAAGGCGCGACCAUUUCUGGAUGAGGAAUCUGCGGAUCGGGAAUUCGAAUUUCGAGAACUUGCCGGAAAGGAGUUCUUUAUCACAGAUGGAUGGCUCAUAGGGAUUGCUACGGCGCCUAAUAUCAAAGAAGGCGAUAAAUUGUGCCUGUUCCACAUGUCGCCGGUGUACUAUAUCCUCAGGGAGGCAGAACACCAAGUUGGCAAGGCGCAAGCCGUACAACAGCACCGGAUUGUUUCACGAGCAGCCGUGAACGAAAGUCAGGACCAGAUGGAGGAACGGAUUGAAAAGCUUCCAAGCCGCGACUUUCAGAUAGUUUGAACGGCAGGGUAUCCACAUAUAUUUAUCGUUGUUCUCCUAUCCUCAUCAGUUUCUAUAUCGGUACUUUGUCAUAGAGUUCUUAGUCAGGGGUAAGGGGAAGGGGAAGGGGAGG
This is a messenger RNA of Daldinia vernicosa, 2713 nucleotides long. RefSeq names its product heterokaryon incompatibility protein-domain-containing protein. Bases 1 to 2601 code for a protein of 866 amino acids. The transcript has 3 exons. The record is from RefSeq and is a predicted model, not a curated record. Lineage: Eukaryota; Fungi; Ascomycota; Sordariomycetes; Xylariales; Hypoxylaceae.